This is a messenger RNA of Sapajus apella (tufted capuchin), 4377 nucleotides long. It is a transcript of the gene PHTF1, whose product is annotated as putative homeodomain transcription factor 1. The transcript has 20 exons. Gene Ontology annotation, cellular component: endoplasmic reticulum. NCBI's taxonomy places the organism in Eukaryota, Metazoa, Chordata, Mammalia, Primates, Cebidae. The record is from RefSeq and is a predicted model, not a curated record. The coding region runs from base 1664 to 3874 and encodes 736 amino acids.
CUGGAAGGGAGAGUCGUUUCUGAGGAAGUGACUUUUAAGCUGAGGCCUGAAGGGUGACCUGAGGGAACUGCUCUGGGCCACCGGUCGCCGCGCGGCCCCUCAGGGCCUGGGACCCGGAGCCUGGACCGAAGCUGGGCGGGAAGGCCCGAGCCAGGGGCGGAGCCACCUCGGGAGCUGGAGCCGGAAAGCGGAAGCCGAGGGCUGUUGCCCGGUGGUCGGCGGAGCGGCUGUCGCCCAGCUCUCGGCAGGCUGGGUCGCGGCAGCCCGGCCCGGAGAAGACCAGCGCCGCCUCCGCCUCCUCCCCGGCUCCCGGGCCUUUGCACCUGCCUUUUCCAGCUGGGCACAAAGCCUUUUGCUGUCGCCGUGGCGACUGGCGGCCUAGCGAAGACCUCCUUCGCUUUUAAUCCCGCUCAUUUUCCAGUUCAUUCUCUGCUUAUUUUCUGGUCAGCUUGUGACCCUGUAGGUCGGGCUCGGACAGGCGAUCGAUUUGCUGCCCUCAGGGCGCUGGGCGGCCUGCGGCCUCCGAGGCUGGGGCGGCCUCCGCGGUCUCCAUGGUAACGGCCCCGCUGACGUCUGCGCCAAGGGGGGAAGAUGCGGCCUGCCGGGCCCGCCGCCUCGCCCCCGACCUCACGGUGGGACCCCGGCCACUGAGGACGAAGGUCCCGGGCGCCGGCUCGCAGGGCAGCGGGCAGCAGGUGAGCGCCCGACGCCGGGGAGCGAGGGAGGCGGGUGCCGGGCGGUUCCAGCAGCCGCCCUGCCCCUCCCCCGCACCCACGAACACGCUCGCCCGAAACAUUGCAGAGGUUUCACCGGUCGCCGCUGCGCCAGUUUUUUUGUUUGUUGUGUUUUCCCUGGCGAACUGCCGGUGGAAGAGACAGACAGCAGCUCAUGGAGAGGCUGAGAGAAGCGGUUUUCUACCCAAAUUGGGAGAAUAACCUUCAGCAGCUGGACUCACCGACUGGUUUUCCUUCAUUUUCAGUGAAAUCCCAUUCUCUGGCUGGAGACACAGAUGGCCUCAAAUGAGAGAGAUGCUAUAUCGUGGUACCAAAAGAAGAUUGGAGCAUACGAUCAGCAGAUAUGGGAAAAGUCAAUUGAACAGACUCAGAUUAAGAAGACCGGAUUGAAGCUUGCUUUCUGGAGAGGCUGAGCCAGAGAAGUUCUGGAUUCUGGAAGACCAGAAAGAAACCAGAGUCUGGUGAGAUGCUGCACUAAUGGGAUUAAGUGAAAGUCUGGUGGUCAGGUUUAUAACCUGCAAACAGAAGACUGGAAUUCCUUUUCGUCGAAACUGACUGACCAAAGAGAACCUAAGGAUACUGAAAAGUGAAAUGGCUGACCACCCCUCUAUAGUGAGGCCCACUAUUCAAAAUCCUUUGCCCGUUGCACACUGAGCUGAAUUAUAAAUGGAUAAUUAAAGAUCAUCAAAUAUUUAAGACCUAAAGAAAAGAGAAAAGCAAUGCAGGAAUCACAAGAUCAAAUAUAAUCACUACCUUUAAGGAACUGGAUACUAUAAAAAGACUGCAAUGUCUUCAGGAGAUCUAUUGUGUAACAUUGGUGACUGUAGUUAAUAAAAGUAUGUUGUAUUUUUGAAAAAUGCGAAAAUGGAUAUUAGGUAUUCUCACCACACAAAUAACCUUGCCAGGGUUUCAAAAACAAACCAAAAAAGAUGGGCCAUAUAAAGCCAGACUUGAUUGACGUUGACUUAAUCAGAGGCUCAACAUUUGCCAAAGCAAAACCUGAAAUUCCAUGGACAUCUCUGACUCGGAAGGGGCUUGUUCGAGUUGUAUUUUUUCCAUUGUUCAGCAAUUGGUGGAUUCAGGUUACCUCUUUAAGAAUCUUUGUUUGGCUGUUACUGCUUUAUUUCAUGCAAGUUAUAGCAAUUGUCUUAUAUUUGAUGAUGCCUAUUGUGAAUGUAAGUGAAGUACUUGGACCCUUGUGCCUUAUGCUACUCAUGGGAACUGUCCACUGUCAAAUUGUGUCUACUCAGUUAACGAGACCAUCAGGAAACAAUGGAAAUCGGAGAAGAAGAAAAUUACGAAAAACUGUAAAUGGUGAUGGGAGCCGAGAAAAUGGAAACAACUCCUCUGAUAAAGUCAGAGGAAUAGAAACUUUGGAAUCUGUACCUGUUAUUGGUGGUUUUUGGGAGACUAUCUUUGGCAACAGGUCAAUAACUCUUAGAUUUGCUGUUUUGAGGCUAUUUUCCAGAUCUUUUAGGAUUAAAAGAGUAAAAUUAAUAUCUAACAAAGGGACUGAAACUGACAAUGACCCAAGUUGUGUACCUCCUAUCAAGAAGAGACAAUGUCGACCAGAGAUUAGAAUGUGGCAAACAAGAGAGAAAGCAAAGUUUUCAGAUGGAGAAAAGUGCCGUAGGGAGGCUUUUAGGCAUUUGGGUAAUGGGGUAUCUGAUGACCUGUCAAGUGAGGAAGAUGGUGAAGCACGGACACAGAUGAUAUUAUUGCGUAGGAGUGUGGAAGGGGCCUCAAGUGACAAUGGUUGUGAAGUUAAGAAUAGAAAAUCAAUACUUUCAAGGCACCUAAACUCUCAGGUAAAGAAAACCACUACAAGGUGGUGUCAUAUUGUGCGGGAUUCAGAUAGUCUGGCAGAAUCAGAAUUUGAAUCAGCAGCCUUCAGCCAGUGCUCUAGAUCUGGUGUGAGUGGUGGCUCUCGAAGCCUCAACAUGUCAAGAAGAGACUCAGAAAGCACCCGCCAUGACUCGGAAACUGAAGAUAUGUUAUGGGAUGACCUGUUACAUGGCCCAGAGUGCCGGUCAUCUGUCACCAGUGACAGUGAGGGGGCCCAUAUGAAUACCCUUCACUCAGGGACCAAACGUGACCCCAAAGAGGAUGUUUUUCAGCAGAACCAUUUAUUCUGGCUUCAGAAUUCAAGUCCUGCCUCAGAUCGAGUUAGUGCAAUAAUCUGGGAAGGCAAUGAGUGCAAAAAAAUGGAUAUGUCUGUAUUGGAAAUAAGUGGCAUCAUCAUGAGCAGGGUCAAUGCAUAUCAGCAAGGAGUAGGUUAUCAGAUGCUGGGAAAUGUUGUCACUAUUGGAUUAGCAUUUUUUCCAUUCUUACAUCGACUUUUCCGUGAGAAGAACCUUGACCAACUGAAGUCCAUUUCAGCUGAGGAGAUCUUGACUCUCUUUUGUGGGGCACCACCUGUUAUACCUAUUAUUGUUUUGUCCAUAAUUAAUUUUUUUGAAAGAUUGUGUCUUACUUGGAUGUUUUUUUUCAUGAUGUGUGUGGCAGAGAGAACAUAUAAACAGAGAUUUUUAUUUGCAAAACUCUUCAGCCAUAUUACUUCUGCCAGGAAAGCUCGGAAAUAUGAAAUACCUCAUUUCAGACUUAAGAAGGUGGAGAAUAUUAAAAUAUGGUUAUCACUGCGUUCCUAUCUAAAGAGACGGGGGCCACAGCGCUCAGUUGAUGUGGUUGUAUCUUCAGUCUUCCUGCUGACACUUUCAAUUGCUUUCAUUUGUUGUGCUCAGGUUCUCCAAGGACAUAAAACUUUCCUGAAUGAUGCUUAUAACUGGGAGUUUUUGAUCUGGGAAACAGCUUUACUACUUUUCUUAUUGCGUCUGGCCUCAUUGGGGUCUGAAACCAAUAAGAAAUACAGCAAUGUUUCAAUAUUACUUACAGAACAGAUUAAUUUAUAUCUUAAGAUGGAAAAAAAGCCAAAUAAGAAAGAACAGCUUACUCUAGUAAACAAUGUAUUAAAGCUCUCUACCAAGUUGUUGAAAGAGCUGGACACACCAUUUAGACUCUAUGGACUGACAAUGAAUCCCUUAAUCUACAAUAUCACAAGAGUAGUUAUCCUUUCUGCUGUCUCAGGUGUUAUAAGUGAUCUUCUAGGAUUUAAUAUAAGACUGUGGAAAAUUAAAUCAUAAGCUGAGUUAAAUGCCCGGACUCUCCCCUGGCUGGUAUCAAUACUUACCCAUUAAGGAAAGAGAUGACUGCAGAAACCAGUGAGAUACCCACCUGCUUGUUCACAUGCACAGGUGCUCUCAGCUCUGCCAAUGAAUGGUGUUUCCAGAGGAACAAGGCCUUUGCCAACUGGGUGUGCAUGCUAAAAACCUGUAUUUUCAUGCUUUUCAAACAGUAUGAAUAGUCAGCCAACUAAAGACUGUGUGUUAUGGUAACACAAGGACAAUUUUCUAAUUAGGAAAUUUAUUCUGGGCACUUCAGUACUGUGACAGUUAUAUUUACAGGACAUAGUCUUUUGGGCAACUAUCGUAGAAGCCCAAAGCAUGAAGCAAAUAUCUUUUAUUGGAAAUUUGCAAAUUCAGUACUUUUUCAUUACAGCCUAUCGAAUUGGAGAUUUCAUUUCUCUAUCAAAGAGAGAUCAAGCAAACUAUUUUAGGUUAAAUCUGAAUAAAAGAACUUUACUGGA